Molecule: messenger RNA, 1245 nt
Organism: Aspergillus heteromorphus CBS 117.55
Lineage: Eukaryota; Fungi; Ascomycota; Eurotiomycetes; Eurotiales; Aspergillaceae
Product: MFS general substrate transporter
Exons: 5
Coding region: 187-1245 (352 amino acids)
Biological process (GO): transmembrane transport
Molecular function (GO): transmembrane transporter activity
Source: RefSeq, a predicted model, not a curated record
GUCUUUUCUAUAUAUUUCACAUUGAUAAUUGCACGAACUCCUUGCUAGGUUUAGCAUUCUUCGCAUGGCAGGGCGUUCUAGAACACCACUGUUGUUUCUUCUAGCGUUUCGGAUACGGCUACGUCGACGUCGACGUCGACCAACCAUACACAUUCCUCGAUUUGGAAAGACCCUGUUUUCUCGACGAUGCAGGACGUAGAUGGUACCGAGGAGAAUGGAGAUGAAUCGCAGUACCCCGGCCCAUCGAAGCUCUUUUUCAUCGUCCUUGGCCUGAACCUAGCGCUCUUCCUGGUGGGCCUGGACAAUACGAUCAUCUCGAGCGCCAUCCCCAAGAUAGCGGAUCACUUCCACGCGCUGAACGACCUCAUGUGGGGAAAGCUCUUCACCUUUUACUCCGUCAAAUGGGUGUUCUUGACGGGACUGUUCAUUUUCGAACUGGGAUCUUUGGUCUGCGGCGUGGCUCCCACAUCCACGGCUCUGAUCGUUGGCCGUGCUGUUUCCGGGAUUGGGGGAGGCGGUGUCGGGAUCGGAUGCUUUCUGCUGAUCGCGUACUCGUCCUUUUAUAUCAACCUGCCACUGGGCGCGAUUACAGCGACCAUCAUCGUCUUUUUUAUGAAGAGUCCGGAGACUCAGACCACCAGCGCCGUCGGCUUUCUCGACCAGCUGAAGCAGAUGGAUCCCCUGGGCUCCGCGACUCUUCUGCCUGGGGUUAUAUGUCUGCUGCUAGCGCUCCAGUGGGGAGGUACCACGUACGCCUGGCACAGCGGGCGUAUCAUCGCGCUCCUGGUCCUUGCUGGGGUCCUUCUGGUCACUUUUGCUAUCCUCCAGGGCAUGGGGUUCGGGCUGCAGUCGGCCUUCGCGCCGUGCCAGACGGUGCUUCCUCUGUCUGACAUCACCCUGGGAACAUCAGUCAUCAUGUUCUGUGAGAACCUGGGCGGCGCGAUCAUGGAGUCGGUGGCGACAAACAUGUUCACGAACCAGCUGGUCCGGAACAUCGCCAAGGAGGUGCCUUCCAUUGACCCGGAGACGGUGGUCAAUGCUGGCGCCACAGAACUGGCAAGUCAGGUGCCCGUGUCGCUGUACCCGGCGGUUCUCGUCGCGUACAAUAAGGCAGUGACACACACGUUCUAUGUUGGGCUGGCGGUCGCGUGUUGUGGUGUUCUGGGGGCGGCGGCCCUUGAAUGGGUGUCCACCAAGAGGGAGAAGGGGGGAAAGGCGGAGGAGACGGACGAGAGCAGUUCAUGA